Perkinsus marinus ATCC 50983 is the source of this 1353-nucleotide messenger RNA. RefSeq lists its product as hypothetical. The record is from RefSeq and is a predicted model, not a curated record. NCBI's taxonomy places the organism in Eukaryota, Perkinsozoa, Perkinsida, Perkinsidae. Gene Ontology annotation, molecular function: protein binding. Bases 1 to 1353 code for a protein of 450 amino acids. The transcript has 14 exons.
AUGUCCCAUGAAGCGAGGAUGGAAGUGGGAGUAUGCGUGCAGUGCACUGCAGUGAAACCAGCACGUCCGAGGCACCACUCGCUGUUGAGGGGCAGCUCGAAGGAGGAGAGGAUGGUCCUGGCGGCGGGAACGAUGUCGAUGGACAGGGCGAGCUCGGUGGAGAUCCUCGAGUACGACCCGACAACGGAGGGCUGGGUUGGGAAAAUCCUAUGGGCACCGCCGAUGGAGAACUAUGUGAAGCAGACAGCGGAGGAAUUCGUUUCAUGCUCAGACCAGCUCCGGUUGUGGCGAUGUGAACAAGGCCGAGAUAAGGGCUUCAAGUUGGCUGGGAUCUUCCGACCAGCACCGGGAUGCUCUGGUGGAGGCGCGCCCUGCUGUCCAUAUUCUGGAGUUGCAUGGAGUGGCGAUAGGCUAGCGGCCUGUACACGGUCGGGGCUGGUCAUGGUAUGGAGUACCACAACCUACGAUAUACUACGCUGCUCGGACUUCGGCAACGACACGUCCAACCCUAUGUCCCUAUGUGACGUGAGCUUCGUGGCAUCGGAUGUGCUGGCAGUCUGCAACACUAAGGGGGAGGUGCUCCUCAUGGAUCUGGCUGAGGAGGAUGCUGAUGAUGCUGCUGUAGUGGUCCAGCGCUCACCGGAAGAGUUCCCCGAGCAGAUGAUUUGUUUCGCGUCGAUGUCCGAGCAUGGGAGACUUGGGCUGGUGAUGCAGGAGACCGGCGAGAUCGUUUGUUAUCGUUUCGAAAUGCGGGGUGAAGAGGGCAAGUUGCGGUAUCUGGCCACAGUUUAUACGGAGGCGUCUGUGGCGGCUGCAACCUUUGCCUCGUUUGAAGAGCCUACAGGGCCAACCCUAUGUACGGCCAAUGACAACGGCACUCUAUCGUUGUGGAAGUGGCCAGAAGAAGGUCCUCGUGGCCCUUUCCCAGCAGCCCGGAUGCGUCCUCUUUAUCAAUGGUCGUUGAGCUUACCCAAUAGGGAAGGACUUGUCUCCACUGUGCAAGUGUGCUCGGAGAAACAGCUGAGCCCCCCGAGCGGGUGUGGACAGGCACUGGUUGUUAGCACAACGGGCGGCCGUGUUGCCCUCACUUUCUUGCCGGAGGAUUUGCCUUCUACGUGGGAGGACCAGGAGUCUCCCCGACCAGCUGCCAAGGCCCCAAGACUGAGUACGGGCUCAUCGGUCCAUACCCGAACACGAACGUCCUUGGGUGUUGGAGUCCUCAACGAUAAGGUCCCCCUUAUCGACGCUGGCAGCAGAGUGAAGUUCAAGCCACGUUUUCGUAUGUGCCUCUUCGCCGCAACCAAAUGCUUCCUCAUCAGCAUAGCAAAAGAACAUGAGACUAAGGGCGACUGA